Molecule: messenger RNA, 2625 nt
Organism: Thamnophis elegans (Western terrestrial garter snake)
Lineage: Eukaryota; Metazoa; Chordata; Lepidosauria; Squamata; Natricidae
Gene: ZNF653
Product: zinc finger protein 653
Exons: 9
Coding region: 66-1907 (613 amino acids)
Biological process (GO): regulation of transcription by RNA polymerase II
Cellular component (GO): nucleus
Molecular function (GO): transcription coregulator activity
Source: RefSeq, a predicted model, not a curated record
ACCGCGCGCCCGGCGGGCGACGAGGCUUCGCGGGAAGGCGGGCUCCCUGGCGGCGAGGCCCAGCGAUGAGCGCUUCUGAGGCGGCCGCAGGUGAGGAGGAUGGUGGGGAGCCCGAGGACGAAGGGGAAGAGGAGGAGGAGGAGGAGGAGGAGGACGAUGCGGACGCCGAGACCGCGCCGGGUGGGCGGAAGGUCCGUGGUGGGCGGAAAGCCCGGGGUAGGCCGCGCCUCACCGACUCCGACCGGGUACGACGGCGCCUCGAAUCCCGCAAGAAGUACGACGAGCGGCGAGUCUACCUGGGCGAGGCUCACGGCCCGUGGGUGGAGCUGAGGCAGCGCAGUGGCUGGAGUGACGCCAAGCUGGCGGCUUAUUUGCUGGAGCUGGAACGAGGAGGACGGCGGGCCGGGCGCCGCGGAAAACCAUGGGAGCAGAUCCCUUAUGAGCCACAGCGAAAGAAAAGAAGAAGGCGAAAUGUGAACUGCUUGAAGAACACAAUCAUCUGGUAUGAAGAUCACAAGAAUCGCUGCCCUUAUGAGCCUCAUCUCUCUGAGCUGGAUCCCAACUUUGGGAGGUACACCACAGCUGUGUGGCAGUGUGAAGCAGGGCACCGCUAUUUCCAGGACUUACACUCACCACUUAAACCACUCAGCGAUUCUGAAAAUGAAUGUGACAUUGUUGCCAAUGGCGCUGGAGCUGGAAGCUCUGAGUCUUCAGAAGAGAGCUCUAACUCUGAGACAGAGGAACAGUUGGAGAAUCAGAGAGACAAGCGCCAGGUUCAACAAUCCUCAGCAAAGGCAGAAGGAGAAAAGGCCAGUGGCCUCAUCACACAGGACGGCAUCCAUAUUCCGUUUGAGAACUUACGAGAAGAACAGGGUGCCAGCACGUGCCACAAUCCACCCCUCAAUGGACCGGAGACGAUGGAAACUGUGGUGUGCAUGCCAGUACCCAUGCAAAUGGGCCCAGGUCAUGGAGCCCUGUUUGGGAACGUUGGAGAAGUAGUAGCCAGCUGCCCUGUGCAAGGUUCACAGGUGAUCAUCAUUGCUGGGCCGGGCUAUGGUACUCUCACAGCGGAAGGAAUCCAGCUUAAUGUCGCCAGCGCAGGAGAAGAGGAGCUGCCUUGUGCUAUGAUAGAGGGUGUAGCAACUUAUACUCAGGCAGAGCCUGAGAACGGACAGCAGAGUAGCAUGGAAAACAUGGAGUACAUCAAAACGAAAAAAGAAAAUAAGGCAUUCUUUAAACUCAAAAAAGAAGAGCGUCAUCCUCCAUCAGAAACAGAAGCAUCCUGUGACUCAAAACCAACCCAUGAGAGCAGAGAGCAGGAACCAGAGCCUGAACCUGAGGAGGACCCUGUUGGAAACAACGUGUCAUCCAUUAUUUAUGAGAUUCCAAAGGAGCCUGAAAAGAGGCGGCGGAGCAAAAGAAGUCGUGUCAUAGAUGCAGAUGGCAUGUUGGAGAUGUUCCACUGUCCUUAUGAAGGAUGCACCCAAGUCUAUGUAGCACUUAGUAGCUUCCAGAAUCAUGUUAAUCUUGUUCAUCGGAAAGGAAAAACGAAGGUGUGCUCACACCCAGGAUGUGGCAAAAAGUUUUACCUAUCUAAUCAUCUCCGAAGACACAUGAUAAUCCAUUCAGGAGUCCGUGAAUUUACCUGUGAGACUUGUGGAAAAUCCUUCAAGCGGAAAAACCAUCUGGAGGUCCAUCGUCGAACACAUACGGGAGAGACACCUCUCCAGUGUGAGAUUUGUGGCUAUCAGUGCCGUCAGAGGUCUUCUCUCAACUGGCAUAUGAAGAAGCACACUUCAGAAGUCCAAUACAACUUCACUUGCGAACACUGUGGCAAACGUUUUGAGAAGCUCGACAGUGUCAAGUUCCACAAACUCAAGAGCCACCCAGAUCAUAAGGCUGCCUGACCCUCAUCACGAAUCACGAAUCACUUUAAUUAUUGUUCCUCCAAAUACCUAAACCGGUCGAGCGCAUGUCUUACGUAGUCACAGCUGAAGACGUGUGUGCUAGCCAUAGCACAAGGGUCCAUUCCUCUGGUUAGAAUGAGAUGAAGUAGUGUUUUCUUUUUAAAGGCCAGAUGAUGACUGAUAAAAACUUGAAGUUUGAUGUGCAAGUGUGCUCUGGGUGUUCUGACAGCGUAAACUUAAAACAUAACUGGAGAUUAUGGUGCUAAACUGUCCUGUUUCUUAAGGGGAAAAGAACAGCGGAAGCAACAGCCAAGAAUCAUCUUACCCAAUUAAAGUAUCUGUACUUUGCUGGCAGUUCCUACAUUUUAGCCACCUGAUACUUGAUCUGAAGGAGGAGUGCAGCAUGAAAAGUCUACUUGCAUAUCAUUUAACUAUGGAGAGACCCCUUCCAAUGUAUAUCUGCAGGUCUAACUGAAGUGAAUGUUUUGUAUCUAUUGGCAACAGUUGAAAGAACAAUAUUGGCUGAUACACAUUAAUUCAGUUUCCUUGAAACAGACGGUUGAACGUUGUCAUAUAUUGGCCCAAGCAUGGUUCUGUUUCAGGAACUAUUUUCCCUUUCAACAUUCAGGGCUAUUGCAUUUGAAGACAAUCCAGAGUUGGUGUUUGUACCUGUUUUCUUGAAAUAUUGGUGUUAUAUAAAGCACAGAUUCUGAUCCUG